AUGGUUGCCGACGCUCUUGUCUACCAUCCUGCGCUGGCGCACUGGCUGCGCUUUGUUGCGACCACCGACUACGAGACUAACAAACUCUCCUCUCCAACACCGAUAGUGGGUCGUGACAAGCUCCUUCGCACAAUUCAAUACUUUUCUCGCUUCUAUGCUUGGUACCUCUACCGAACCAACAGGCCCCAAUCCGCCAUCGACCCCUACAAUGCCGUCAAGAAGCAAUUCGGCACCACCCGGAAGAUCCUCCGUAUCGGCAAAUGGGCCGAGCACCUCAAGGCUGCCUCCAUCGCUCUUGACAACAAGAGUCCCGUCGACCCGGUCCUGCGUUAUCUCGCGGUGGGUCGUCAACUCGGAUAUGCCGGGUACCUGUCCCUGGACAUGGUGACGGUGGUCGACGCCAUCGGAUACCGCAAGCUGGCGAGCGCCAAGCGCCUGCAGGAGAGUGCGUACCGGGCCUGGGCGACCGGGUUGAUCUGUAGCACUCUGGCGGGCGUGUAUACCUUGUUCCGUCUGCAGGAGCGGGAGAAGACGAUUGAUCGCAAGGAAGGCGAAGGGGUGGUCGAAGCCAAGAAGAUUGAAAAGGAGCGCGCUGCUGCUCGGAUACAGCUCAUCUCCGACCUGUGCGAUCUGACCGUGCCCGCCUCGGCACUGGGCUUUGCGCAGCUGGAUGACGGUCUGGUCGGUCUCGCCGGUACGGUCAGCUCGUUGAUCGGAGUCUGGUCGCAAUGGCGCAAGACCGCAUGA
Molecule: messenger RNA, 747 nt
Organism: Penicillium oxalicum
Lineage: Eukaryota; Fungi; Ascomycota; Eurotiomycetes; Eurotiales; Aspergillaceae
Product: PEX11 family protein
Exons: 3
Coding region: 1-747 (248 amino acids)
Biological process (GO): peroxisome fission; regulation of peroxisome size
Cellular component (GO): peroxisomal membrane
Source: RefSeq, a predicted model, not a curated record